Talaromyces rugulosus is the source of this 435-nucleotide messenger RNA. RefSeq lists its product as uncharacterized. The record is from RefSeq and is a predicted model, not a curated record. The transcript is spliced from 2 exons. The coding region runs from base 1 to 435 and encodes 144 amino acids. Lineage: Eukaryota; Fungi; Ascomycota; Eurotiomycetes; Eurotiales; Trichocomaceae.
AUGUCCUGGUUCCAGAAACAAUUCGCGCUCCCCUCGCGCUCUCGCGGCAGCUAUCUCAUCACAGACACUGUGCUCAACGAACUGCCCGAAAUCAAAAACUACAAAGUUGGCCUCCUCACGCUAUUCAUCCAACACACCUCGUGCGCGCUCUCGCUCAAUGAGAACUGGGACGAGGAUGUGCGCGCCGAUAUGAGCGAUGCGCUGGAUCGGAUUGCGCCGUAUGAUAAGAAGGGGAACCUGUAUAGGCAUAGUGCGGAGGGGGAAGAUGACAUGCCGGCACAUAUCAAAUCAGCGCUCGUGGGAGCAAGUGUGACAAUUCCGAUUUCGAAUGGGCGUCUGGCAACGGGCACGUGGCAGGGGAUUUGGUACUUGGAGUUUCGAGCAAGCAGGCAUUCGAGAAAGGUGGUUGCGACCAUCCAGGGAGAGAAGAAUUGA